Micromonas pusilla CCMP1545 is the source of this 4341-nucleotide messenger RNA. RefSeq lists its product as uncharacterized. Bases 1 to 4341 code for a protein of 1446 amino acids. Lineage: Eukaryota; Viridiplantae; Chlorophyta; Mamiellophyceae; Mamiellales; Mamiellaceae. The record is from RefSeq and is a predicted model, not a curated record. The transcript has 3 exons.
AUGACCGCGCUGGGCGGCCGAGACAACGUCUUCAGGGCGUUCCAGGGCGACCCGCAGAUCGCGGCGAUGUAUCAGCAGCGCGCGGCGAUGAACGCCGCGAUGGCGCAGGGCGGGAAGCGGCACUUCGCCCCGGGCCCAUCGCAGAUUGGGAACCUUCCGGGGAACCACCUGCACUUUCCAGCGCCUCGCCCCAUCCCCGGCGGUGUCCCGGUUAACAACAACGUCAACGUCAACGACCAGAACCGCGCGGCGGUCCCCGCGCCGCCGCCGCCGCCGCGCCCGGGCGGUCAGCCCCCGAGCCUCCUGCUCACGGGCGAGGUCAACCCCCCGCCGCGGAACCCGCCGCCGCCGGUUCGGGAACGGUUCGGGAACGUGCCCCCGCCGGGCCCGCCGCAGUACGGCGGGUUCAACCGAAACUUGGGGGGGGCGAAAGCGCCGCCGACGCCGCCGCCGGACGACGAGAUGGGCGGCGGACGCGGCGCGCCGCGACCGCCGGGACGGCCGUUUCGACCGCCGACGCCGCCGUCGCGAGGGAGCGACUCAGGCAGCGCUGCGAAGGCGGUCGUCAGGCGCGGCGGCGGCGGGUUCUCCGUGGCCGACUCCCCGGAGUUUCGCGAGAUGGAGGAGCGGCUCAUCGUCGCGGAGAGCGCGGCGGCGGCGCACGCGCAGAGGCUGCGAACGCUCGAGAGAAAGUUGGCGGUGUCCGAGGCGCAUCGACUGGAGAGCGAAGGCGGCGGGCGAGGCGAGGUCGAAGCCCUGGAAGCGCGCGUCGCGAGGAUGCAAGACGUCCUCGCGCACGCGGAGGGCAGCAUGGCGGAGAUGCGCGGCCGGUUAUCCGCCGCGGAGGCGGACCUGAAAGAGAACCGCGAGCAGUCCAUGCGCGUUGAAGCCGCCGCGCAAGUGGCGAUGAUCAACGCGCGAGAUUCGUUCGAUCAGAUUCAACAACGCAUCGGCGUCGAGCAAAACAGCGACGCGCGGCGUCUGGACGCGCUCUCCGCGGAGAUGGCGCGGCUCUCGCGCGACGUCGCGGAUAGUCGCGGCGAAGACCUCGGCAAGAGACAGAUCAUCGAGGCGAACAUCGCGCGGCUGGAGGGGAAGACGGCGUCGGACACCACGGUGGCGCAAUUCGGCGACGUGCGCGCGAAAUUAAAUUCUACGGAGGAUCUCGUCCGGAACCUCUCCGAGCAGCUCGCGAUGGAACGCCAGCAGCGCGCGGAGAACGAAAGCCGACUGGAGCACACAAUGCAGCGCCUUCAGGAGCUCGGGGACGCGCGCGAGCAGUCGCUGUUGCGGCGGUUCGACCACGAGCUGAACGAGAGGAUGGCGGAGGUGAACAGACGCAUCGUGGACGAGUCCGAGGGCGCGGAGAUGCGAAGCAAAGAGAUUCGCGUCGUCGCGGACGAGAUGAUCAACGAGCUGGGGAAAGAGUCCCGCGCGGAGCGACAGAAAAUUCUGGAGCACCAGAUGAUCUUAGAGAGCGCGAUCCGCGAAGAGAACGAGCUCCGGAGCCACGCGGACAUGAUGCUCAACAAAUCCGUCGACAAGGUGAACCACGACGUCACCGCGCUGCUGCGCGAGGAGAAGCAGACGAGAGAGGCGCGCGAGGGGAAGCUCCGCGGACAAAUCUCACAGAGCGUCCUGAAGCUCCACGCCGCGAACGUGGAGGUGCGGGAUCAACUGCGCGCGGAGGUGAUCAAUCACGAUCGCGUGCUCAAAGCUGAGAUUUCGUCGCGGAUGCGUCUCUUCAACGAGCUCAAGGCGGACAAGAAGGAGCAGGACCUCCAGCUCGCGGCGGGGCGCGUCGAGGCCGCGCGCGCGACCGCGUCCGUCAAGGCGCACCACGGCGCGCUCAUUCACGCGAUGGAACAGCGCCUCGAGCUCGAGGUGAUGGCGCUUCGCAAGCUGUACCAACGACAGACCCACCUCGAGAUGGAGAUCGACGAGUUCCGCAAGAUGGUCGUCCAGGCUUUCACCGACGUCCACGACGACGUCGAGGCGACGACGGUCGCGGCGAUGGCGAACGCGGAGAAGGUGGACUACGGCCUCGACGCGCUGGAGUCGGACUUGAAGCACCUGGAAACGCGCGUGGACGUACACGACGAGCGGCUCGACGACGCGGACGCGGCGACGGCGGCGCUCGUCGUCGAAAAGGACAAACUUCGCGACCGCGCGGAGAAGACAGGCGCGUUCUAUCUCACACUGGUCCCCGUACGACCGCGUCGGCGUGGUGAACGCCGUUUCUUGAGGACUUUUCCCGUCGCAUCUCUCCGCCGAGCCCUCGCUUUCAAUACCCGCCCUCGACGCCUUUCAACUCCGCUUCUGACGCCUUUCAACUCCACCCCGACGUCGCUUCGUAUGGAACGACCCACAGAGGCGGACGUCGUCGACGUCUUCGACGAGCUCGUCACGAACGAGGCGGCGCGCACGGAGAUGCAGUCGCAGCUCGCGACGUUGGAGCCGAAAGUACGCACGCUCGAGAAGCGCGCGGACGGCGCGGACGAGCGCUUGGACGAUAUGGACGACGUCGUGGAGGAGCUCGCCGACGAAGCCGUCGCCGGCGCCGUCAAAGGCUUGCUCGACAUGGAGGUCAUCUCGAGCGAGAUCGACCCGGACCGCCUGGACGAGAUGGACCGCGCGACGUCGCGGAACGUCCGCGCGCUGUCGCAGCUCAAGCUGUCGAUCGAGGAGGCGAACCUCGCGUCCAAGGCUGACGUGGACGCGUCCAUCGCGAAACUCAGAGCGUCUGACGCGUCGCUGGGCAAAAAUAUCCUCGAGCUCCAGAGGCACCUGGAGCGCAACAUCGUCGCGACGCAGCUCCAGGCGGAGUGCGAUCGCAUCGAGGCGGAGGAGUUCACCGUCGCGCGCGUGGACGACUUCAAGCAGAUCGUCGCGGGCGAGAGCAACGCGCGCGAGGCGUCGCUCAUCGCGCUCAAGACGCACGUGCUCGUCGCCGUCGCCGAAGAGGCCAACGCGCGCCGCCGCGGCGACGACGACGUGCGCCACGCGUACGAGGACGACGUCGCCAACCUGGAGGACACCGCGUCCGCGGCGGUGCGCGAGCUCCGAGAGGGCCUGCGCGCGGAGGUCACGGAGCGGACGUACCAGGCGAACGCGCUGCAUCGCGACCUCGGGGAGGCGCUGGACGUGGCGCGCGCGCGGCUGGAGGCGGAUGUCCGCGCGUUGGAAGAGACGGCGGCGGGAAACAUCGCGGCGCAGAAACUCGAGGAAGAGAUGAUGCGCGCGGAGCUGGACGACGCGACGAUGCGGCUGGAGGACGCGCUGCAGACGCUGCAGGAGGACGCGGACGCGAGAGCCGCGGAGGCGGCGGAGAAGCUGAGGGAGGCGACGACGACGGUGACGGGGCUCGUCGAGGUCCAGACCAAGCCGGUGCUGGAAAAGUGCGAAGAGGUUGUCGCGACGAUGGAGUCCACGCGCGCGGAGGUGAGGGACCUCAGAGAGAUGCAGGGCGAGGCGCAGAUCACGGCGGUGACCGCGGAGGAGGCGCUUCGCGCGGAGCUCACGAGCGCGAUCGAGGAGGAGAAGACCGCCGCGAGCGACGCGCGGUACCGCGUCGACGAGACGGUGAAAGAGCUGAAGGACGCGGUGCAGUCGACGGCGUCGGACGCCAAGGCGGACGUCGAGGUGCUCCGCACGGAGAUCUUCGCGGAGCUGGACGAGGUGAACAGCACGCUGUCGGUGGAGACGGGCAGGGCGAGGGACGCGCGGGCGGCGGCGACGGCGGACGUCGCGGCGUUGCGAACGGAGGUGGCGGCGACGACGGAGGCGAUCGCGUCGGAGGCGUCGAAGCGCGAGGAGGGCGACCGCGCGAUCGAGCACCACCUCGCCGCGGACCUCGUCGCGGAAGGGGAGUCGAUCAGAGCGGAGGUGCACACCGAGAUCGACCGCGCGGCGGAGGCGGAGUCGGAGUCGAGAGCCGCCGCGAUCGCGGCGUUCGAGGACACCCUAAAAGAGGGGCUGAAGCUCAACGCCGACGCCGUCGCGGAGGUGCGAUUCGAUUUAGGGCACGAGACGGCGGAGAGAACCAAAGCGGAGGAGAGCUUCGCGCUCAAGGAAGAGGUGGCCGCGUUUAAGGGCGAGGUGGCGGAGGUGAAGAAGCAGGUGGAGUACGUGGACGGGAAGCUGGACGAUCAGCUCGGGAGCGUGAAGGAGGACGUCGCCGCGGCGAUGAAAGCCGCGGGCGCCGCGGGCGAAGCCGCCGCGAAGGCGGCUGCCGCGCCGCCGCCGCCGCCGCCGCCCGAGCCGGAGCCGGAGCCGGAGCCGGAGCCGGAGCCGGAGCCGGAGCCGGAGCCCGCGGCGGAGGAGGAGCCGCCCGCGGAGUAA